CUCCGAAGCGGAGUCUCAUGAGCCACAGGAAUCCACCGCUUCGAUCACCUUUGCCAGCCCUAAUGCUGGGCUCUGCUUGCACGCUCUGGCUCCUCGAAUUGCUGCACGGUUGAAGUCGUUCUCUGGGUUCAAUUUUGUGGAGAAUAGUGCCAGUGUCGGUGCCAUUUUUUGCGCCUCUGAGUUGGUAGACGGCGUGCUUUUGUCUCCGUCGGUUUCAUUGCUUGGUGUCUGCGCAGGAUAAGGCGAGGUUUGGUGGGGGUUUUGGAUUGCAGCGGACCUUGAGGGGAAGCAAAGAUGGCGUGCUUGAUAGCUGGUGCUGGAAUGACAGCGGUCUUUUCAUCAUCGCAACUCAGCAGCCGUUACUCGCUCUCUUCGCAGUUUAGUGGGUUCUCUGGGACGUGUACUUCUGUUCCUGUCGUUUCAAAGGGUCACGGAAUUCGCGCAGCAGGAGAGCCAUCUGAGAAGUCUCUCGAUGCCAUGCGCAAAUUUUCGGAGCAGUAUGCUAGGAAAUCAGACACUUACUUCUGCGUGGACAAGGGUGUUACUGCCGUUGUUAUUAAGGGAUUGGCAGAGCAUAAGGACACCUUAGGCGCUCCUCUUUGUCCAUGCAGGCACUACGAUGAUAAGGAGGCUGAAGUUAAACAAGGGUUUUGGAACUGUCCUUGUGUUCCUAUGCGUGAGAGGAAGGAGUGCCAUUGCAUGUUGUUCUUGACCAAAGACAACGACUUUGCGGGAGAUGAGCAGGAAAUCACGGCGGAAGAAAUUGCUGAGUUGACUAAAGGGUUUUAAGGCUGUGUGCUGGAUGAGGCAUUUGUACUAUGUUUUAUUUUUCUGUAUGAACUUCUUGUGGCACUGUAGGCAGACCUCAUCUAUAGAUGCCUUGGUGUAUCAGAAGAAGGUGAUGGCUGUAUCUUCAAUGACGUAGCAUCAGCUUCUGAAUUGAUGCAUUCAGAGUGUAAAUUUUGAACUGGAUUGUAGCAUAUAACAUUGUCUUAGCCCCUGAGAGAGCCGCACAUGUUUUCUUGCCCAAGGACAGCUCCUCCCAUUUUAUAAUGCAGUCUCUUGUCUGCAAUUUUAUA
Messenger RNA from Physcomitrium patens, 1079 nucleotides. Its product is annotated as ferredoxin-thioredoxin reductase catalytic chain, chloroplastic. Gene Ontology annotation, molecular function: oxidoreductase activity, acting on iron-sulfur proteins as donors. The record is from RefSeq and is a predicted model, not a curated record. NCBI's taxonomy places the organism in Eukaryota, Viridiplantae, Streptophyta, Bryopsida, Funariales, Funariaceae.